AUGGCGCAUCGGGAAGAGAAGGAGCUGCGGGAAGAGAUACAGAGGGAGAAGAGCGGUCCAUCGGCCGUCGAGAACGACUCGUCGAGCGAUGAUGAGCCGCUGGGAGAGGUGACGCGGGGCCGGUCGCGCGCGGCGACGAUUCGGGCGCAGACGCCUGCCCCGCCGGGUCAGGAGAGCCGGCAAGGGCGACGACGUUAG
Molecule: messenger RNA, 198 nt
Organism: Schizophyllum commune H4-8
Lineage: Eukaryota; Fungi; Basidiomycota; Agaricomycetes; Agaricales; Schizophyllaceae
Exons: 1
Coding region: 1-198 (65 amino acids)
Source: RefSeq, a predicted model, not a curated record